CUACACUUUACUCUCUAGUUUACCCAGACAUCCGGGGUAGUACGACAUUAACAUAGUUAUCCGGGUCACCGCAAUGUUGCCCAAUUUCUUCUCGCUUCUGUUUAUUGCUUACACAUUUCCAUGGGCUGAUUGCAAGUCGCCUCACAUUGUAUUUAUUAUCGCGGACGACCUUGGGUAUCACGAUUUAGGAUUCCGAGGAACUCCAAUCAAAACGCCAACCCUCGACGACUUGGCAGGAAAUGGAGUCGUUUUGAAUCAAUACUAUGUGCAACCAGUUUGCUCUCCCAGCCGUGCUGCUUUUAACACAGGUCGAUAUCCUAUUCGAUAUGGAAUGCAGCACUAUGUUUUGCAAAGUGGCAAGCGUGAAGGGCUAAACCUCAGUGAAACCAUGCUGCCUCAGCGGCUGAAGGAGGCCGGGUAUGUCACUCAUGCAAUUGGCAAGUGGCAUCUCGGUUUCUAUUCUUGGCAAUAUACACCGACAUUUCGUGGGUUCGACUCUUUCUAUGGUUUUUAUGGCGGCGGAGAGGAUUAUUUUACUCAUAAGGCUGGAGCCGGUUACGAUUUUAGAAGAGACAAACAGCCUAUGUGUGGAACUGGCUGCUCAGAGGUUGACUGGGAUGCUCAAGGAAAUUAUUCAACAACUCUGUUUUCUGAUGAAGCUGUGAAGAUCGUUCAGAAUCAUGACACCAGCAAGCCACUCUACUUGUACCUUGCAUAUCAGGCUGUUCAUGCUCCACGUGAAGUGCCUCAACAGUAUGUCACACCUUAUAACAAUGUUAUUAAAGAUUCCGAACGUCGAACUUUUGCUGGUAUGUUGGCUUGUAUGGACGAAGGCAUUGGAAACCUAACAGAAGCACUGAAGACGAAGGGCAUGUGGAAUGACACACUGAUAGUGUUUACAACUGAUAACGGCGGUCCAAUCAAGGGCUCUAGACGAUGUCACAUUUGUGGUGACAACACGGGUACUGAAAACUACCCUCUUCGCGGUGGCAAGCACUCUUUAUGGGAAGGCGGGGUACGAGGGACGGCUUUAGUUCAUGGAUCAAUGCUAAAGAUUUCAAAGUACCAGAAUGAAGGACUGAUGCAUGCCACAGAUUGGUAUCCCACGUUGCUGACAAUGAUUGGUGUUGAUCCGUCUUUGAGUGGUUCCAAGCCUUUGGAUGGAUUUAACCAGUGGCCUAUGAUCUCACAGAAUGCAUCGUCUGCAAGAGAAGAAGUACUACUCAAUAUAGACAGAUUGCAUAACAUUCUGGGCCCAUUUGUUCGAAACGGAGGUGGACAUGCUGCUAUUAGGAGAGGCAACUACAAACUAGUUCUUGGAGAUCCGGGUCCUCCAGACAUAUGGUCAACACCAGUGAAUGCAUCAGUGCUUUACAUUGGUCACCCUCUGGCUACCACAUGGAAUACAACCGUUCAGUUGUUUGAUGUAGUCAACGACAUACGAGAAGAAAAAGACAUAUCAGCUGACAACCAAGCAGUGGUAAAGGACUUGCUGGAUAGACUUCAUGCAUACAACGACACUGUUGUUUCACCAAUAUUUGAAUACGGUGGUUCAGAUCCGCAGGCGGAUCCCAAGAAACAUGGAGGAGCAUGGACUCCAUGGGUAAUGAACUGAGAAAGAACAUUGUGUGCCGCUUUGUUUGUUUUGUCAGCUCUUUUGUAGUGACAUUCUACUUUUCUAAUGUUUUGCUUCAUUUGGUUUUCUCUACGGUUUUGGUGUCAUUUGAGAGUGACCAUGACAGUGUCACACUUAAGUUUAUGUUUGAAUACUCAUAAAAAGGUUAGAGUUUUGAUCUAGAAGUGUGGUAUCCACAAGUGUGGCAUGCCACGAAGUUGGGCUUCAAAAGUUAUGAUAUCUUUUAUUGAUGUCACUGACAUGGUACCGUAUAAUAAGGAAGGCUUGUA
Corticium candelabrum is the source of this 1905-nucleotide messenger RNA. Its product is annotated as arylsulfatase B-like. Bases 74 to 1615 code for a protein of 513 amino acids. NCBI's taxonomy places the organism in Eukaryota, Metazoa, Porifera, Homoscleromorpha, Homosclerophorida, Plakinidae. The record is from RefSeq and is a predicted model, not a curated record. The transcript is spliced from 16 exons.